Molecule: messenger RNA, 4027 nt
Organism: Solenopsis invicta (red fire ant)
Lineage: Eukaryota; Metazoa; Arthropoda; Insecta; Hymenoptera; Formicidae
Product: coronin-2B
Exons: 9
Coding region: 381-2120 (579 amino acids)
Biological process (GO): actin filament organization
Molecular function (GO): actin filament binding
Source: RefSeq, a predicted model, not a curated record
UGCGUCAUGGCUUCUGUGUUUACAUGCGGAACGUCAAUUACGUCAAAUCGAUACCGUGUGUACACGCACGAGUGCGUUUGACCGUCGUCGGGUCGCUGACGCUGGCUGACGCUGCUCGGAAGGUGCUCGCACAUGCUCGCACACGUGCCUGAUUUGCCGUGAUACGAUUAAUAAGCGGCGAAUGUGCCUAGAAGGGUUGAAAGGGGAAAGAGGGAGAGAGUGAGUGGAGCGAGCGGCAAAGAAACGACGCCGGCAAGGUGAUGGACCGUACGUAGUUCCGUUCCGACGCGACGGCACUGGACGGCAUUGAACGGCACUGGACGGCACUGGACGGCACUGAGCAGAGCCUCGAGGAUAGAUUCGCGCCCAGAGCUGGGUCUAUGGGAUACAACAUCGUCAGCUGGGAGAUGAUACGCACGAGGGAAGAGAAAUUGAGUUUCGACUGCAGCGAAGAUCAGCACAACAUCAUGAACAACAUGGUAGACGCGAGGGCCUGUUACAAGCCCAGCGGCAAAUCAUGGUUCCGUGGCGUUCGAAGCAGCAAGUUUCGGCACGUCUACGGUGUGCCAGCCAAGAGGGAGAAAUGUUACGACAACAUCAAGAUCACGAAGAACGCCCACGAUUCGCAAUUCUGCGCUGUAAAUCCCAAGUUCCUGGCUGUCGUGACGGAAGUCGCGGGCGGUGGGGCAUUCCUAGUAUUAUCGUUGGAUCGCACCGGUCGUCUUGACUUCAACGCCAGCCGAGUAACUGGACAUACCGGUCCCGUUUUGGACAUCAAAUGGAAUCCGUUUAAUGACAACAUCAUAGCGUCUUGUUCCGAUGAUUGCACUAUAAAAUUAUGGCAUAUACCCGAUGGCGGACUGUCGAGAAACUUGACCGAGUGGCUGGUAGAGUUACAAGGGCACAAGCGUCGCGUCGCUUAUAUCGAGUGGCAUCCAGUAGCGGAGAACGUGCUCUUCAGCGCCGGCUUCGAUCAUCUCGUUAUUGUAUGGGAUGUAAAUAGAUGUGAGGCAGUGAGUGUCAUCGAUAGGCAUCCCGAUGUGAUUUAUAGCAUGUCCCUGAAUCGCGAUGGCAGCUUGUUGGCGACCACUUGCAAGGAUAAGAAAUUGCGCGUCUUUGAGCCGAGGUCCGGUAUCGUAGUUUCGGAAGGGGUAUGUCACGCCGGCACAAAAGCGAGCAAGGUAGUAUUCCUUGGUAGUUCCGGACGUCUUUUAACUACUGGAUUUAGCAGACAUUCGGACCGACAAUAUGCGAUAUGGAGUCAACAUGAUCUAACUGUUUCAUUGACGUGUGAGACGAUAGAUUCAUCGAGCGGAGUGGUUUUUCCAUUUUACGAUAAUGACACUAAUAUGGUGUUCUUAGCCGGGAAGGGCGAUGGCAACAUUCGAUAUUACGAGGUAGUUAACGAAGCACCUUGGAUGCAUUAUCUCAGUCAAUUUAUAUCUGGAAAUCCUCAGAGGGGGUUGGGAGUGAUGCCGAAAAGAGGCAUUACUACCUCUUUAUGUGAAGUAUUCAGAUUUUACAAGUUACAUGCGACUCGUGGAAUGUGUGAGCCGAUCUCAAUGAUAGUACCACGGAAGAGUGAUCAAUUUCAAGAAGAUUUGUAUCCUGAUACAAUUGGAACAUGUCCCGCACUAUCGGCUAGAGAUUGGAUCAGCGGCAUGAAUAGCCCGCCAAUCUUAAUCUCUCUCAAAACAGGUGGAAGUAUUUCUACGCAUAAGCCACGAGUAUAUAAGCCACCGCAAUUGCCUGCUACCACCGAUCUAAAUAACAAAAAGAAAUUUGCGUUCUUAUCUACGGAAACGAUACCGGAUUACAGACCGGUGGAAUUACACGAUAUGUCGGAAAAGAGUCAAAAGACAUCCAGUAAUCAAAGCACAAAAUUCCAACAACUUCAGCAGAAGUUUGGAAAUGUCGCUAUACAGAAGAAUAUUAUAUCAUCUUCGCUUAAUGACAAUAAAGUUAUGGAGACUGUGGAUGUUCCGAACAACGAAGCAGAACUUCGUUUGGCAUUCGCUCGUCAAACCGACGAAUUGAGACUGGUACGACGACAGCUCGCUAAUAGCCAACUGCGUGUUAAGGAGUUAGAGGACCAAAUACGAAAACUGCAGCGUCAAUAAAAUUUACAAGCUCACUUCAAUAUCGGCUUUGAAUAAAACUCUUGCAGCUUUACUGCUACACGUGAUUAGCAAUCAAUACUUAAAGUUUAUAGAGUAUUUACGCACCGUAUUUAAUAAUUAUAAAGAGCCUAAGCUUUGAAAACUUUGUACUAACGCGCUUAGGAGUUUUUAGCUUUGUCAUAUUCAUACACAAAGGAAUACUCGCACAGAACAAUUUUUACCAACUUUUCUUAGAAUAUCUACAAAUUUUUAUGUAGAAUAAAAUUAUCGUAUUAAUCACAAGAGGGAACAGAAACGUAGGCUGCAUUUGUAUAUGAAAAUUGUACCUGUUCACGCACACAUUUAGGUGCGUAAGUUGGAUAUUAAGUUAAGAGAAGCACAAUACUUCUAGACAAAUGGCAGCAUAAGGAGAAUUUUCAUGAUGUUAUUAGUUAAAUAACAUUUUACUUUUUGAAAACCGUAUAUUAGCAUUAGUCUGUUAAUUGUUUAUUUUUUUCUAUUGCUGUUUCCCAUGUUUAUUAGUUACUUAACUAAUAUAUUAUUUAAUAUAUUGCUCCAUCAUUAGAAAGAUAUUUCUUUGCGUAUUAUCAUGUUGAUUAUUAUUGGUUCUAUUUGCAGUAUAAAUCUAUCUUUGCACAACAUGUAAAAUGAAUUUUGUUGUCAAUUAUAAUAAUAUGCUCUACAAAGCUGCUUUAUGUGCGAGUGGACUAGCGUAUUGAUAUAUUAAGCAUUUUGCUAUCGCAUACAUUUUUCACUGCCAUCCACUGCCGUGAUGUCGAUGGUAAUAAGAUCUCCAAAUUUAUGCAGUGAUGAUACCUAAUAAAUGUCACGAUUAAUAAAGAAAAAAAAAUUAACGUAAAAUUUCUUUUUAUACAAUAAAUGCACAGUAUAACGUACGUGCGACUAACCAGAUCAUUGAGCAAUGUACAAUCUCAAUGAUAUGAUACAAACAUGUAGCUCUAUUUUUAAGAAACGCGACGUUUAUCGCGAGUUAACGUCGGUUUAAUUCACCUGAGCUAACUUAAAAGAGAUACGAUAGCAAAUGUGUUAGAGCUUAUAUUUUUUAGUAUUAGCCUUGUAGUUCUGAGAAUCACAUACAGAAUUAUAUUUCUGCUUAAUAACAGUAAUCAAAUCGUGUAAUGAUUUAUAUAUACAUUUACGUUUAUAUACGUAUUUUUCAUACAAUUGUGCAAUUAUACCUUAGAUAAAUACAUAUAGUACCUGGAUGCUACAUCAUCACAUAUCGCACUUGCGAGCAUGAAUUAUUCGCAAAAUAUAACGAAGAUAAAGCCUGAAACAUUGAUACAUGUGACGUAGCAUUCCCUAGUCUUUCUCUACUAGUUUACUUUGUAAUCAUCAUUAGCUUUAAUUACUCGUAAAUAAGAUAUAUUUCAUUAAAACUCUUUUUUAGAUAUACAACUUCCUCGAGAGUAUGAGGUUACAUGUGUUGUAUUAGACAAUGCAUUUUAUAGGCAGUAAAAUAUUUGCGAGGUAGUUUGUAGCUAUAUUUUCGGUACUGAUAUUGGAAGCAAUUUCUAUGAUACUUACAAGAAGAUCAAUUCGUUUUCGUGAUAGACGUAACAAAUUUAUAUAAAUUUCGCUACGAUUUAUGAAUUUAUUUUUGAUGCAGUGUCGUGACGCAAUAUGCCUGUAUCGUGAUUUAUAUGUAAUAUUUAUACAUGUCAAUUAAAUAUAUUAUCGAGACCCAACCAUAUAAUACCGUACACUAAACAAAAAAAAAAAUACCAAAGAGCGUCACUAUCUCUCAAAUAACAGGCCAAUUUAUUGUCAGCGUGUAUGCUUGUUAGAGAGAUUUACGUACAAGGACAAGGAAGAUACUGUAUGUGUGAUAUAUGGCAAGUAGGGAUCUCAUAAUAAAAAUAAAAGGAAAAAGUCAUAAAAUUGUA